Messenger RNA from Sarcophilus harrisii (Tasmanian devil), 5176 nucleotides. RefSeq names its product ankyrin repeat domain 34A (gene ANKRD34A). NCBI's taxonomy places the organism in Eukaryota, Metazoa, Chordata, Mammalia, Dasyuromorphia, Dasyuridae. The coding region runs from base 2253 to 3743 and encodes 496 amino acids. The record is from RefSeq and is a predicted model, not a curated record. Gene Ontology annotation, molecular function: protein binding. The transcript has 2 exons.
CCUCUGGGCCUUCCCCAUUGGUGACUUCUCUGAGCCAAUGGAAGAGGAGCCGGGCGGGGCGUCGGCACACAUGCAGAUGAGGAGAGUCGGUGAGAGCUGGCAAGAGGGGGAAGAUCAGGGAACCAAGACUGUUGUGGCCGCAGACUGGACACUCGGAUUCCCAGGCUCCCGUCCCCUGUUCUUGCUUCUUCUGGACAUGUGUGAGAGACUACUCUAAGGACAAGAGGGUCCCUACUAUUCUCCUUCUCUAUGAAUAAUGACUAGAGAGCUCGGAUUAAAACAGGAAGUGAAACCUAAAAAGGACUUGUCUGGGGAGUGAGAAUAAUAGUGGACUCCUAAGGGUGAAAUUGAGCGCCUCCCCCCCCCCCAACAUUCAGUCCUUGAAUGUCUGAUUUUUUUUUUUAUUACUGACAGCCCCUGUUCCCUAGUUGUUCUAGAGACCACGUGAAUCUCUCCAAGUCCUAUAGAUCCUCCCCAAACCCCCCACUUUCCAUGCUACUUCCCAGCUGGACACAUACUAAUUCCCAAACAGCACAGAUGGGAGUCAUGGUAACCAUGGAGACAGGGCAGGUGGCAGAGAGAAAGAGACAGACAGUGAUAGAGACUGACAUAGAGAGAGACAGAGGCAGAGGGAGAGAUAGAGAGGAGAAAAAAGACACAGGGAGAUGACCAGGAAGGUUGGCAAAGUACAAAGAAGGAAGAAUGCAGAACCAGAGGGAACUAAAAACCUGUUUAUACAGUUUUCAGCCUCUCUAUUUACCUCCGUGCCUCCUCUUCCCCACCCUCCACCCCUAGAUAGAAUAAGAAGGAAUUAAAGAUUUACUUUAUUGUGUCAAAAAAAAAAAAAAUCUACCAUCCCCAGUUCUGCCUAAGAGAAGGCUCCACAUCUCUGUAACUCUCUGCUCCCUUUUAAAAAGGAGGGGUGCAGACCAGAUACCAGAUAUCUAUGUGGGAUCCUUUAUAGAGCCUGUAUAUCUAAAUAUAUACACAUUAAGAAGAAUACUUGGUCUCUCUUCUCAUAGAACUUGGAUUUAUGACGUCUGAGGACAACCUUUGGAAGUGUGAUUGUGUCAUGUAUGACUGACUUGUCAGGUCUAGCACACAGCCACCACAACACGUCAAGUCCUGGAGAUUGGUAGCUGGGGAAGCCGAGCUAGAAUUUGUGCAGGCAACCCUGAUGGGGCUAGGGAGAGAAGGGAUACCCAAUUUGGGACUGGAUUCUACAAAUAGCUAGGUUUAAAUGGCUAAGAUACGGUAGUCAGGCUUAGAUAACCUGAGGUAGUGGGUUUUGUUUUCUGGGGUUUUUUUCUGGGGGAUUAGAAAAGCAGCAGAUUUGGUGCCUGCCACCCCCACCCGCAGAGACACAUCUAUAAAUAGCUCCGCCGAGCUCCGCCCCCCCCCCCCUCCCAGAGCCGGCGCUGCGCCCGGGGCGCACGGGAGGAGGGAUCUGGAGCAGGGGCGCCUAGGCUCGAGCACAGAGAGAGUGGGGGCCAUAAAGGCCCACCCCCACCAUGUGGGUGCUUGGUAACCCGGCUUCUUCACCCAGACUGCACCCUGGUCCGGGUCCCAGCCCAGGCCCUGGCCGGGAGGAGAUCCUGCGGACAUACAGGUAUCUGGGCACACCGCCUGGGAGGGGAACGAGGAGCGGGAGAUAGGGAACACAGCAGGGGAAAAGGCAACUCUGAACUCUUGCCUCUUCCAGUUUAAGACCCUUGGACCCGAGCCGCGACCCCUCCCAGAGCUGCGGCUCCGAGGAAAGGGGGAAGCCACUGGGAAUGUAUGGGUGUGCGCGUGGGAAGGGGGAAGUGGUGAUUACUGAGGGGAGGUCUGCGCUCUAGCGAGAGCUAUUUGGAGAGAGGAUGAGGAAAAUCGGUAGCUGGAAAUGGCUCGGGCGCUGAGGGUGAAGGUUGGGGUGCGGACAUUCCCGCGCGUGCACACACGCACUGGCACGAGCAUUUACCCGGGCGGGUGCACGCGAGCUCUUUUCUUUUCCCAGACAAGCAUUAGGGGGGCAUGGGGCAGAGGACGGAAGUGUGUGCCACGGUGACCCACUCCAAAUCUCUAUGAUUCCCUGUCUUGUCUCUAUGCUUGUGUCUGUCAAUGUUGGUCUAUCUCUCUGACAGGGAGCACCGUAGCUGCUGAGCCUCAGUCCUCCUCUCUAGGCAGUGUCCCCAUCCUUGUCCCGCAUCUCCCUCUCCGCCCCUUCUGGGGUAGUUUCAGCCGCUGCCUUUCUCCCACCCGCCACCUCGGCCAUGCUGCACGCCGAGGGGCACGCUCUCCUGCGGGCAGUGGGGCAGGGAAAGCUGCGCUUGACUCGGUUGCUCUUAGAGGGAGGUGCUUACGUGAAUGAGGGCGACGCGCAGGGGGAGACUGCACUGAUGGCUGCCUGUCGGGCCCGCUACGACGACCCCGAGAACCGGGCCCGCAUGGUACGCUACCUGCUGGAGCAGGGCGCCGACCCCAACAUAGCAGACCGGCUCGGGCGCACGGCUCUCAUGCACGCCUGCGCCGGAGGCGGGGGAGCUGCAGUAGCCACCCUGCUGCUGGCCCACGGCGCGGACCCGUCGGCCCGUGACCACGCCGGCGCCUCGGCUUUGGUGCACGCGUUGGACCGCGGGGAUCGCGAGACCCUCUCAGCCUUGCUAGAAGCUUGCAAAGCCAAGGGCACCGAAGUCAUCAUCAUCACCACGGACACUUCGCCCUCGGGCACCAAGAAGACCCGGCAGUAUCUCAAUUCUCCUCCCUCCCCGGGGGUCGAAGACCCGCCCACCCCGGUCCCCACCCCGGGGGUUUGCAUGUCGCCUUCGGAAAUCCAACUGCAGACGGCAGCGGGAGGAACCGAAGUGCUGUCUCCCCGGGCCCAGGAGGAGGAGGAGAAGCGAGACGUGUUCGAAUUCCCCCUCCCUAAGCCCCCCGACGACCCUGCUUCUUCCGAGCCCCUCCCCAAACCACCCCGCCACCCGCCACCCAAACCACUCAAGAGGCUCAACUCCGAGCCCUGGGGGCUAGUCGCCCCCCCUCAACCGCUCCUGCCAGCCGAGGGGCGACCCGCGACUGAGCGAUUGAUUGCCGACUUUAAUGGCCUGGCGCUGACUAGUCGACCCCGGCUCUCCAGGCGCCACAGCACGGAGGGGCCUGAGGAACCACCCCCGUGGGCUGAAAAAGUGACAGGGGCGGGGGCCCUUUCCCGGCGCAAUACGGCGCCGGAGGCCCAAGAAUCGGCUGCUCUGCCCGGGCUGAAGCAGAAGCUGAGCCGCAUGGAGCCGGUGGAGCUAGACGGCCCCAGCCACCUAGGCACGGACUCUGCGGACUCCAGUCGCUUGUCUCUGGAGCGCCGCCGCUACAACGCUUCCCCCCUGACCCUCCCUCCGGCCGGUUCUGUUCCUUCACCCGGGCAAUCCCAGGAGAGCCUUCCGGGGGCCGUGUCUCCUCUGAGUGGGCGGAGACGGAGUCCGGGGCUGCUGGAACGGAGGGGCUCUGGAACGUUGCUUCUGGACCACAUCUCCCACACCCGGCCCGGCUUCCUGCCUCCACUCAACGUUAGCCCCCACCCUCCCAUCCCAGACAUUCGCCCUCUGCCAGGGUGUCGGGCCCCAUCCCUCCCCGCCCCCCAUCAUUCCGGGGGCCUUGGGUCUCCCAGGGCCAAGCGGAAAUUAGUGAGACGUCAUUCCAUGCAGACAGAGCAGAUUAGACAGCUAGGGGGCUUCCAGAGUCUAGGGGGACCAGGAGAACAAGGGCGUUGAGGGGGUGGAGGAGCUCGGAAUAGUGUGGACCAGGCUAUGGCAGGGCAGGUGAGGCCACCAGCUCGCUUUUACCAUACACACACACUAGAGGCUGCUUGUAUUUUGCUCCUAGGCACUGCACGGUGCACUCUUGGCAGAGAUGCACAUGUUCACGGGCACAGAGCACUUUACCUGAAAGGUCACCAGGUUUCUCACAUGUACUGAGCAGUCACACAUAUAGAGGGGUCAUUUGUGUGGCUGAUGCAACUGUGCACUUGCGCGUGGGAUCAGCGGGAGCUCACAGGCACUAUGCACUUGCAUGCAUCAUGAGGUCAAAGGUGCUCAUCAGCACAUGGGCCCCCAAACAUAUUUGCACUUGUUCAUGGGCAGUGAGAUUACCUGCUAAUGACCAGUGCCUAACACCCUUCUUCUCCCUCCCCUCUCAAAUCUCCAUCUUCUUGUGCUUGCAAUUAUUUAUUUCUAUUAGGUACAGUGGCACAUGCCCUAUAAUGCAUUAUUUACACACCCAAUCCCGGUGGAAAGGUCUUUGACUCUUUUGGGAUCCCCCUUAACCCACCCACUAGACUGGGUUCUCCUGAUCCUCUGCUCUCCCUCCCGGACUUCUCUAACCCACAGAACUCGGGAAAAUGUUGCUUUCCAGCCCCUGAGUUCCCCUUCUGGGAGGGAACCUCUUGCUGCACCAGUUCUGCUGCUCCCCUCAUUGCUCCCUCAACUUUUCCCUCCUUGCCUCCAACAGUCCAGAUACUUCCUAACCCCAGAUCAACUGAUUAUAUCAAGUUGUCUUGUCUUCCCAGGAGAAGUGGGGCAUGCAGUCCAAACUGCUCUUUUAUGUGAGCUGCGGUCCUCCCCAAGGCAGGAGGGUAGUGAUCUUAAUUCCCAUCUUGACAUAUCAAAAUAAAGGUGUUCAGAAGUUUCAACCACGUCUCUCCAACUCACUUGGGAGGAGGGGAUGGGAUGGGCAAUACUGAACCUAAUCGUGACCAUAACUUGUAGGCUCAGUGAAAGCCCAGGCAUGGUAGUAGAGGGCAAGCUAACAACUUUCAUCUCUUCUUGAAAUCUCAUUCCUUUUCCUUUCACUUUCCUUUGGAUCCCCAGGAUCUAACUAUCUCAGGUUCACUGAAAGAUCAGGAAAGAACAUGUUGAUUUAGUGGCUAAGGUUAACGUAGCAAGACAGCACCAUGAGAAACGCAGCGCAACGUUAUACCCAUUUUACAGAUGAGGAAACUGAGUUGGAGAGCUAAAGAGACUGCCUAGGAUUACAUUAGUAAAUAAACAGAAAAUUAACGAUCCGCUCCUAGGACCCACUGAGCAGGCUCCCCAAGCACGCCCCUCCCCCGCCCAGCUAAGUCCCCAGCCUCUUCUCCGGGACGUCACUUUCUUCACAUACCGAGGCAGGGAAAAGGGACUGGGCCAUCCCCCGGGAGCAGUUCUAC